GUAAAACUGGUAAACAAGUUCAUAAUAAAUUACAAAAUCUUGUAACCAAGUAUAUGACUGAGAGCUUAAAUAAGACUGAUAAGGGUGUGUCAACUUGGCCCUUUUACACUGAAAUGAAUGAUAUAUUGGGAAAUCGUGAAAAUAUUAAUCUUAAUUAUUUAAUUAAUAGCACGGGUCAG
Messenger RNA from Racocetra persica, 179 nucleotides. NCBI's taxonomy places the organism in Eukaryota, Fungi, Glomeromycota, Glomeromycetes, Diversisporales, Gigasporaceae. The record is from the annotation of a GenBank genome assembly.